AUGGAAAGGAGCAACCUCAAGUUGAAAGUGGAGGUUGUGAGCGCCAGGAACCUUUUGCCGAAAGAUGGACAAGGCUCAGCCGGUGCUUUUGCGGAGCUCCAGUUUGAUCAUCAAAACUUCCAGACCACCACAAAAGAAAAUGGUGUCGAUCCUGCUUGGAAUGAAAGCUUCUACUUCAACAUCUCUGAUCGCGAACACUUACCUAGCCUCACUCUUGAAGCAACUGUUUACCACCACAAUGAACCAAACUCCAAAUCUUUCCUGGGAAAGGUUUGUCUUCCCGGGACUUCAUUUGUCUCAGACCCUGAUGCUGUUGUUUUGCGGUACCACCCUCUGCGAAAAAGAAGCAUUUUAAGCUCGCGUGUGAGAGGAGAGCUUGGUUUAAAAGCUUUGGUUACUUAUGAUCAUGGUCAACCCCUUCCGACCCCAAAUCAACCACAGCAGCAGCAGAAUGUACCAAGGGCUCCUAUAAAUGUUCCACAUAACUCAGGUACUUCAUCAUCUAAAUCAUAUGAUUGUUUGCUUAAAGAAACUAGUCCUGUACUGGGAGGAGGGGAAAUUGUUCGAGGGCGAUUCAUCGCAGAGAAACAGGUCAGCCCGUAUAACCUUGUUGAAACGAUGCAUUACCUGUUUGUACGAAUUGUGAAGGUGCGUGACCUACAUUUGAAAAAUAUAACAGGAACCUCCUAUGUUUCACUAAAAAUUGGGUACUACAAAGGAAAUACAAAGCCUUUAUUAGAGCACUCGCACAAUCCAGAAUGGAAUCAAGUAUUUGCUAUCAAAAGGGAACAUAUGCAGUCUCCUGUGAUGGAUGUUCUGGUGAAACAUUACAGUCCUGAAAACAACAAUGAAGGUGAUCAAUUUGAAGGGGCAUUACAAAUAAAUAUCCAUGAAGUUCAUCCUCGAGUUUCACCUAAUAGUCCAUUGGCUCCAAAAUGGUAUGCGAUUGCAGACAAGAAUGGGGACAAAAACGGGGAUUUGAUGCUUGCUGUAUGGAAAGGCACACAAGCUGAUGAGGCUUUUCCAGAUGCCUGGCAUUCUGAUGCACCUCUUCCUCCCAACGUUUCUUCAGUUACUUAUGAACAGAUCCGAUCAAAAGUGUACCACACACCAAGGUUAUGGUACAUAAGAGUAAAUGUGACUGAAGCACAAUUGUUUGAAUACGGCAUGUCCCGCGUCCCCAAUGCAUAUGCACAGCUACAGAUUGGUAAUCAGUGUUUAAAGACAAAAGCAGCGGACUCUGAAGGACCGAACUCAAUCUGCUGGAAUGAGGAAAUGGUAUUUGUUGCUGCUGAACCAUUUGAUGAUGAGCAUCUGAUCGUUUCAGUUGAAUAUGCCGUAGGUCCAGAAGAAUACAAGAGCUUUGGAAGUGUUUCCAUACCAUUGAACUCUGUUGAGAGGUAUGAAGAUGAUCGAACUAUAUGCGGUAAGUGGUUCAACCUCGAAAAGUCCAUAUUCGCUGAUGUGAUGGGAAAUGACGCAGAAAUCUCUUCCAGUAAAAUCCAUUUGUGUGUAUGUCUUGAUGGAGGGUGCAACGUGCUUAAUGGGCCAACUAAGCAGCUCGGGAGUCCCAUUGGUGUCUUAGAGCUUGGAGUUAUAGCUGCUGGAAAGCUAUUGCCAAUGAAAAGUAGGAAGGGUAGGGGUACAUCAGACCCCUAUUGUGUAGCAAAGUAUGGAGAUAUAUGGUUUCGUACUCGAACCAUAGUAGACAGCUUGAACCCGAAAUUCAAUGAGCCGCACAAUUGGGAUGUUUAUGAUCCUGCCACUGUUCUCACAGUGGCUAUUUUUGACAACCAGAUUGAUGGCGACUCAGAUGACAACAAACAUGUGGAAAUCGGCAAGGUCCAAAUUCCAGUCUCUACCCUUGAGUCUGGCCGAAUCUACACGCUGUUAUACCCACUAAUAUCCCUUAGUUCUUCUGGUCUCAAUAAGAAGGGUGAAUUACAUGUUGCAGUAAGAUUUUCAUACACAUCAUUCAUUAACAUGAUGUUCACAUACUCUCAACCCCCUUGGCAUGUCAACGUAUGUGAGCAAGCUGUCUCGGCAGUGGCAGCUCAUUUUGGUCAGGCAGAAGCACCUCUUCAGAAGGAAGUAGUUCAAUGCAUGUACUCUGAUGUAAACUCCCAUGUUUGGAGCUUGAGGCGUAGCAAAGCAAACUUUUUCAGAGUGAUGUCAGUUUUAUCGGCAUUUCUUGCUGUGGGAAAAUGGUUUGAAGAAGUAUGCAUGUGGAAGAACCCCAUUACAACAGCACUAGUACAUGUUCUGUUUGUGAUGCUGGUAUGCACUCCAGAACUGAUUUUUCCUACUGUUUUCCUGUACAUGUUUGCUAUAGGGGCUUGGAAUUUUCGGUAUCGCCCAACGUGCCCUCCUCACACGGACAUAAAGUUCUCACAUGCAGAUUCUGUGCACCCUGACGAGCUUGAUGAGGAGUUUGACACUUUUCCAACAUCACGGGAGCGAACGCUCACGAUGAUGAGGUAUGAUCGCCUGAGGAGUAUUGCUGGAAGGAUUCAAACCAUGCUGGGUGACAUUGUAAUCCAUGGAGAGCGGAUUCAGGAACUACUGAGUUGGCGAGAUCCUCGUGUCACUACUUUAUGUAUAACAUUGUGUCUUGUGUGUGCUAUCAUAUCGUAUGUGACACCUUUCAAGGCAAUUGUUAUUCUUGUUGGGUUUUACCUUAUGAGGCACCCUUGGUUCAGGAGUAAGACACCACCGAUCCUGUUGAACGUCCUCGAAAGGCUGCCGGCUAAAACGGAUUGCAUGUUGACCAGUAGCCUAGAGAGUUGAGACUGUGAACCGGCUGUUGGCUUGCUUCCAUUCCCCUUUAUUUAUUGUUCAACUUGUUAAUUUUAUGAAACUAAUGCUUGAUCUGGUCUUAUUUGAAUUUUGCGUUGCACAUGCAUAUACAACUUAUGUAUGUAUAUUCUAAA
This is a messenger RNA of Fragaria vesca subsp. vesca, 2930 nucleotides long. RefSeq names its product multiple C2 and transmembrane domain-containing protein 2-like. NCBI's taxonomy places the organism in Eukaryota, Viridiplantae, Streptophyta, Magnoliopsida, Rosales, Rosaceae. The record is from RefSeq and is a predicted model, not a curated record. The coding region runs from base 1 to 2787 and encodes 928 amino acids. The transcript has a single exon.